Ostrinia furnacalis (Asian corn borer) is the source of this 5297-nucleotide messenger RNA. Its product is annotated as transmembrane protein 145. Gene Ontology annotation, biological process: G protein-coupled receptor signaling pathway; response to pheromone. Lineage: Eukaryota; Metazoa; Arthropoda; Insecta; Lepidoptera; Crambidae. The transcript has 8 exons. The record is from RefSeq and is a predicted model, not a curated record. The coding region runs from base 233 to 1789 and encodes 518 amino acids.
CAAAUUGACAGACAGUUGACGUCUGUUGUUUUAUUUGUGAUGGUGUCCUCAGGAAUGUGGAGAAGAUAAAUCAUUAAUUUUUAGAACUACAUAUAUAGGCAUUACCAAUGUGACAAUAUUGCAGAUCGACUGUUAAAAUAAUAUGUGUUAAUUCCAUGAAAUAAUAUUUACAACUCCUUAGGACAUUUAAAUCUCCGAAAUGUAUUUAAUGCAGUGAUAGAAAUUGUCGAAUAUGUGUACUAAAAUUCUAAUAGUUUUAUUUAGUUUUGUGUUCCUAGUCGUAUCUUCUACACAUAUAAAAGGAACUUUCUCAACAGAUGACUUUUUUAAGUUCCUGGUAAAGUUCGGCUUUCAAAAGACUGAUAUUCACUACCAGAAAGAAACAUAUGGCUACAUUUUCGGAAACAUCACCUCAAAUCAACAGUUUAAGUAUCCUAUAACUUUUGCUGUGUUAGAUGGGAAGCAUUUUAUAAAUUAUUACAAGAAUCGAGAUCUAGAAAACAAAGAGCUGGCAUGCCAGGUGAUGUUCCUGCCUUUUNAGGAUUUAAAUAGUUCAGCCUACCAUCCAAAAUGUAAUGCAUAUGGGCAAGACUUAUUCAGAAGAAUACCUUGCCCGAAAGGAGAACUGUGUAUUGACGAAGAUACUCCAUGGAAUGUAAUUAAGAAAAAUCAGUUUACAUAUGUUAUUCAAAAUACUGGCCAACCAAGGUUUUGGUAUGUGUCUAUGGUGGCAUGCUACUUAGAUGAGGUUAACUGCACCUGGCACCAUUACAGUGGAGCACCCACGAAGGACAGCAAAUCUCUCACGAAAGUCCCACAAACUAUCCAAUAUGACUUCUGGCUGGUCAACGGCAGCCCUAACCUGUCCCUGUACAACACAUUGCUCUACCAGUUCUCAUUUGAUCGGCAGAACACAUUGGAGCUUUAUCUGGUGUUCUGGCUAUGCUACGUCAUUUUACUGCCAGUACAAAUUUACGCUGUCAGAACUCAAAAACAUCCUGUAACCAAGUUGUUCACAUUCAGUCUUGUACUGGAAUUUGUAGCCUUAUGCUUCAAUGUUCUCCACACCGUCAAGUUUGCAGUGGACGGAGUAGGAUUCUCCGGUCUAGCAGCAGCUGGGGACAUUUUUGAUAUUAUGAGCAGAACUCUGUUCAUGUUACUUCUCCUAUUACUGGCUAAAGGCUGGGCUGUGACCAGGCUUGAGCUCACUUACAAGCCUUUGGUUUUUGGCGUAUGGCUUGCCUAUGGAAUAGUGCACAUACUUCUCUAUGUUUGGAAUACUACGGAAGUGGACAUAAUCGAAGAAAUAGACGAGUACCAAACAUGGCCCGGCUGGUUGAUCCUGACUCUCCGCGUGGCCAUCAUGACGUGGUUCGUGGUGGAGUUACGCAACACGAUGAUAUACGAGCACAACAUGCCGAAGUUGAACUUCCUCCUGCAUUUCGGCGCGUCCAGUCUGGUCUGGUUCGUGUAUCUACCAGUGAUCGCGCUCAUAGCGCUGCAGAUCAGCCCGCUUUGGAGGUUCAAGUUUAUACUGGGCAUAACAUAUUCUGCCGACUGCCUGGCGUUUUGUGUCAUGGCGCACUUGCUAUGGCCGACUCGCUCGGAGCAGUAUCUGCUGUUAGCGCCAUCUGACUAUACAGCGGGAAUAGAAGAGCUUGACGAAUUCAACGAGUCGCCGCACGUGGUUCACAGCGACACCGUCGCUCUGACGUCCGAAAGCGUCAACGCGGACGACGAAGAGGUAAUAUUCACUCGCGCGCACAAAAACGGCAGCGUCUUCUCAUAGCGCCUCCCAGAAUCGCCCCCGGACGAGGACUGUCCCAAUGACAUUGACAGUGGAGAUGACAUGCGUCAAAACGAAAAUACUACAGCUAAUGUUGGUGGGUAGCACGGUUUUGGUAUACUAAUUUGACGUAUAUGCUUCCCACUGCCAAGGAUUACACACAGCGUACUAAUAAAGAUUACAAGCACCUACGUACCUAGAGAAAAAUUAUAUUAUUAUAGAUUAAUAUGGUCACUCAAUUAAGGCGAAGGGGGUAAACCAUGGUACUAAUAUUAUUAUACCCGUUUUCUUUUAUAACUAAACUUCAAUUUUAAUCAGUGAUCACAAAAACAAAAUAAGGUUCCUUGUAAAUUUUUAUUUGGAUAACCACUUCGCCUCGUCGUUAGUUGGGGUUUCAGAAAUAAUUAUUUUAUAGGUGUACCAAACGAUUGUAAACUUUGGGGACCGACUGGUCCGUUUUAUCGUUGUUUUUAAUAGCACAAAUUAUAAUACCUACUAGCCAAUGUAAAGGUAUGAGUGAAAUACAUAUCCAUUUGUGUUACGUCGCUACUGAUUGAAUAAGCUACUGUUUUAACUAUCCAUCGGCCAUACACAAACUGGCACUAUAAUAUGUCGCGAUACGACCAGAUUCAUAGGAGUUCUAACUUCUUAAUCAAUGUCUAUAAUUUGGACAUCUAGUUAUACAGCUAUAAAAUAAUAAUGAAUGUUUAUUUUUACCUAUUCUGAGAAGCAAAUGGUGUAAUAGAUUUUAUACCCGCCUCGCGUACAUAAAUCAGUAGGUCUAGACAAGUGGCACUAUUUGAUCGAAUCGAAAAUUAUAUCCGUUCACGGAGCGAUGUAACUCCAUACAAAAAAAAACGGCCUUUCGACCGUAUUUCGACAUUACAACUGUCACGUUUUGCCACUUGUCUAGGGGGUUAGCAUUCAACGGCCGAUCUGUAAAUCAAAUACAAGAUUUGCAUUUUACGAGAGGUGGGAUUAGCCCGUCGAAACAGUAGCUAGACUAUUUUGUAAUGAUUGUCCAUACAAGUAUUCCAGGUUAAAUUGCCUUCUAAGUACAUACUGUAAAUUGUUGUACCUAUUAAUGUUAGUAAUAUACAAACAGUGAAUAUUUUACUUCGAUGUUUUAAAAACGUAUGUGGACGAUGUCUUCUGAAUGUUGAAACAUAUAGUACUAAGUUUAGAAAAGAGGUAAUCACACAAAUAAUUAUAUGAAUGUAUGUUGGUAUGUUCCGUUAUUUAGGGGACAUAAUAUUCAAUCAAACGAGAUAAGAACAAAAUGUAAAGUAUGUGCCAACUUUGGAGUAAAUUCAUGUACUUAUCUAUGAGAAAGCUAGAUAGUCAAUAUUUAUUAGUGUUAGACGAUGUAAAAAAGUUAAAAGAAUUUACUAUAAUGUAAGGGAUAUUGUGGUGAAGUACUUGAUUAAUAUUGAUGCACGCCACUUAGUCGUACUUAUUUACAUUACAAUGCCUGCCACGGAUCUUGAGCACUCGGUGGAAGAGUAAAAUAACUUAAAAUAAGUAGUUCACUACUUAAAUAAUUUGAGAACUUAUUUAAUACGUACUCUACCUACGGCACGUGUUUGGGCCUUUAAAUGCUACUUAAUACUACACCUUAAAAUUGAGCGAAGUAAACAUACUUUAGGGUUAAAUCGACCUCUAAAACGUUGCGCGUUGCUACAAGGUUGCGCAAACACCUUUUCCCUCUGUGCGUAGGAUCCGUGGCGGAGAUUGUACAAUGCAUUAUUGGUGUUGCCAGCUAAACUAUUGUAUAGAUAUAAAUAGUGUUCUUAUUGAUGUUUCUUCAUUAUGUGGAAGGCGUUUAGAAAAAGUACCAGAGGAUGUGUGGCGAGCAAAUUAUAGUGAAAUUUUUAAAGGGUAAGAAACCAGCACAAAUACAUUUUUCACUGUCAAGUCAAGCUGUGCAACUCAUGUACUUUUUGCGAUAAGUACCUAGAUUAAAAUUCUAUGAAAGUUAUAUUAUUGGCUUCACUUCAUGUUCUUUGACUACAAUUUAUUUAAAUUUCUUCUAGAUCUGCUUCAAGCACGCUUUAGUUCUUUUUCCGAUACAAAAUUUAGUUAAAUUAUUAAGAAGAAACGAUGGAAUAUUGUAUGUAAAUGGAAAACGUGUAUUACUAAAACACGAGUAGAUAACGCUGAAACAUUCUUAUGAACUAAACACUAUUAUGUAUUACAUUUAUACAAAUACGUAGCGUAAACUUAUAUCGAAUAUUACGAUAAAAUUAUGGACUUGUGUACAGUGAAUUUUUAUUAGUAAGUGGAUAAAAUAUUGAAGUACAAUUAGAUCUCAUGUUUGAUGUGAUCAUCGUUAUACGCGGUUUUGAUACAAGAAUUUGUUAUUUAGAUACAUUGAUACUUAUUUUUUAUCCUGAUAUCCUUUAUUUAUACAGUCUUGAAGUAUCUAUUCAUAAUUAUCUUAACAUACGGAGAUUAUUUUGUAAAUUGAGGUGCGCUAUUAUUAAUUUGCAAUUCUGACUCCUACGUGAGUUUUGGGCGAAAGUUUUGGCUGUUAUUAAACUCAAAUUUUAUAUUUAGACUUGAUUCUUUUAACUAUAUUUAUUACUUGCUUCCGAGACUCUAAUCUCAGCAUAUUGUUGUAAAAUAAAACGGCAGUGAAUACAGAUUUAGAUAUUUAUCUUGAGAUCGAAACUAUUUUUUUAUGUUACCUUAUACAUAUAGAUAUACUUUCAGUCAUCUCAGUGAAUGCAAUGCUAUUAACAUAAUAACAUUUGUAAGUACAUAAGUACAGCUUUAAUGUUUAUUUUGAAUAUUAUUUUGUACCUACAUGCUUCGCGCUUGUCUUUUUACUGAAAAUUAUAUUUUUGUGUUACUACCAACAUUUACCACAAGGUAAAGGUGUGAUGAUGUAAUGUCAAUUAAAUAUUAAAUACGAUAUAAAUCACAAUGUUGAACUACUAAUCAUAUUUUUGUUAUUUUUGCAUAUGAGCGCGGAGCAGUUUUUCGUAAAAUGAUAAUAAGGUCCAAACGCACUAGGUGUUAAGCUUACUUUUAACAGCAACUCUUGCAACGUCAACGGCAAAUCAAUCCUGGCAGCCGAUUUUAUACCUUACUAAAAAUUGCAUUUUAUUAUUUCAAUCGAUUACUUAGUUGCUAAUUUUCUUUUUCUAAUUCGUGUUGAUGUCAUGACUUAACUGGGCGAAUAUUUGUCUACCCGCGUCGGUUAAAUGCGCCUUGGUCUUUGCCGCACCAUGUUACAACGAUGAAUGUAAGUGCAUUUGGACCUUUAAUGAAAUUAUCAAAAGUACUGUAGGCUAAUUCGAUGUUGUGCGGUGUUCAAUUAGUCGGAACCUUUCUACUAAAAUAUUUUAUGGACAUGCUCUUUACAUGAAAUGGACUUUUGAAACAAGCGGGUUAUCGCAAUCUCCAGUGCAGUUCACUAAACACAAUGUUACUUUCACUUAUUAAUUAUAUUUAAAUGUAAGCUUUUAUGUACCUUCGAAAUCAUUGUAAAUAAAUCUUUCGUAUUAUA